AUGGACCUUCUUCGACUUGUGUCGGAGGAAGCAUGGGAAGCUGUGAUCGAGAAGUUGGCCGAAGAUCCACCAGAGGACCUGACUUUAAUGGACGAAGAGGGGGACACGGUAUUCACCAUGGCUUGCUACGCAGGGAAUUUGUCGGUGGUGUUGAUGCUGUUGGAGAACGCGAACGUGGAAUCGUUUAUCAACAUUGCGAACCAUAAAGGCUUCACAGGUCUCAUGUGCGCGUGCGAGCAAGGUCACGAUGAUGUCGUCGAACGCAUGCUCGAAAACUCUGCACUCGACGUCAACGUUGCCGAUAACGACGGAAUGACGGCGCUCAUGCACGCAACGCGAAAUCGCCAUGUUGCAGUCGUGUCUUUAAUCUUGCAGCUUCCACAUAUGCACGUGAACUCGUUCGACUCGUCGCAAACGUCUGCCUUCGUCCAUGGAUGCAAAGCAGGCGAUGCCGCCCUUGUCGCGCUAUUUCUCAAGCACCCCGUCAUGAAUUUCAACCAACCCGACGAAAAUGGAUGGACAGGGUUCAUGCAUGCGUGCAACGAUGGCCACAAGGACAUCAUGCAGAUGCUUUUGCUGCACUUGGGCGUAGAUAUCAAUCGUACGGGACUGCGUGGCAUGUCUGGGUUCCUCCUUGUGUGCAAGAACGGCGACAUGGACUUGAUCUGCAUGCUCUUGGACCAUCCGUCCGUGGUCGUGACGCAAGAAAACGAGGACAACUGGACUGCAGCCGACUUUGUGUCGCGGAAAUUGCACUGCGCGGCCCAUGGCGAUCCAAAGGAAAAUGAACAAAUUGUGGCGCUGAUCGGCCGAAUCCUCGCUCGAGGGGGUUCAGUAAAGCAUGCCAUGUCGACGCUCGAGUGCCGUGGUGAAUGCAAGGGCGCCGUGAUGAACUUGGCGGAAUGGGCUCACGAAAAGCGGUGGAAAGACAUUGCAACCCAGCUACGACAGGGAUAUUUUGGCGAUAUCAACAUGCCAUAUCGAGGCGGUCGGCUGCUGGAUCGAUGCAGCAAAGCUGGCCAGCACGAACUGUUGGCGCUUGUACUGCAGCAGCCUCAUGUGCACCUUGACUUUGUCAACUACGAGCGUCAUUCUGCGCUCGAUGUCGCAGUUUCGCACAAGCACGUAGACUGCGUCAAGCUGCUACUGGCCGCUGGGGCCAGUACCAACCAAGACAACAUGUCGACGCUGCGGCACUUGCGGCACGGACCGAAGAACGCGGCGAUGGCAGCGGAGAUCAAGCAAGUGGUUGAGAUCGAAGAGAAGCGGCGGAAGGACUUUCCGUUGCAUUGCAUGCUUCAGUUCCGGCAGCACGACGCGUUCAAAGACGCUGUGCAGGCUAGCCAUGUAUCGCUGAACCGUCCCAACCUCAAUGGCCAAACGGUCCUCAUGUUGGCGGCCGAACAAGGCCUGAUCGACACUGUCAAAUUGCUCGUCCAACAUGGAGCGGACCUCGACAUUCGCCAAGGAGACGAAGACAGCGAGAUUCUUUCGCAACGGGGCUCCAUCGUAUCGGUGAAAUCCACGGAUCAUCACCCCCAUCGGGAAGGGGAUGGCCGAACGGCGCUCAUGUACGCCGCCAGUCGCGGCCAUCAAGACGUGGUGGAACUGUUGCUGGACUUUUUGGCCGAAGUUGACCACGUUGAUCGAGACGGCAAAACCGCGUUGAUGUUGGCAGCCGAGAUUGGGUCCGAAGGUGUUGUCAAGACGUUGCUUGCGCAUGAGGCCGAUAUCGAUAUGCAGCAGACGACCGUCGACGACGACGGCAUUCAAAACAAGACCGCGUUGGCGAUCGCAGCCACCGCCGGCCACCACGAAGUUGUCGAAGUCUUGCUGGAACAUUUGGCCGACACAGACAUGGUGUACUACAUGGAUGGUGUCGAGUACACCGUGGACGAGCUCGUCAAGAGGAACCUGCACCAGAGUGCCACUUUGUCAACAGUACCAUCGUCGCUGCGCAACAAUUGGCGGACUUGUCUCGAUUUGCUCAAGAAAGAAAUGACAUACCGCGCCAACUCGACCGUGUACGUGGAAAAGCUACGGUCCAAGUUUCAGGCGCUGACGGAAGACGAACCGUUCGAUGAAGUUCUGUUCCGUCGAGCGAUCAAGGCCGAACCGAGCCUCGGGCGUCUCUUUCUCACCGACUGCCUCCGAGUCGAACGCCACGAGCUGUCGUUUUCCAAGCUCGAAUUGAUUUACGGCAUCGGCGACGACGUCCAAACGUCCGCGUUGCACGCGUUGCUCCAUCUCGAGUCCGACAAUGCCGACUACAUGUUUCGAGCCAAACAGUUGCUCGAACAUGUUGUGUUUCGCCGGAUCUUGGCGUUGAAAUGGGAGUUCUUUGCCCAGCGUCUGUUUGUGGAGCAAAUCAUGUCGUACGUGGUGGUCUUGAUCUCAAUGUCGAUUUCCGUGACGCUGCACAGCCAAUCCGACGUGUCGAUGUUUCCAACAGAAAUCGGGAUUUUCACCAUCACGCUAGUGUUUGCGGUCGUCGGGUUUGGCGCGGUCCAGCUCCUCCGGCCAAAGCCGCUCUGGCUUCUCGCGCGGUUCCUGCACGAUGGCAAGUUGAAGUUUGAGCCAAUGCUGACGAUCCCCAACUUGUCAGCGCUCAAAGUUCGAGCGAAGUGGUGCAUCGUGCUACUUGGGGUCGUGGGGACGUUGGUGGUGUCGAUUCCACUCCUCUUGGUGGUGCUCCCCAUGAUCGACGACAACAGCGAAGGUGUGGUGGGGUGGGUUGUCAACGGCACGUUGUGGCUCGCAGUGUGUUACUUUGUUGAACUCGAAUGGCGGGAGUUUCAAGGUGACAACGGAACGUUCUGGGCCAAAGCGUCCAAGUACUUCAAAUCAAAUUUCAAUUGCGCCCAGGUCGUGGCGUAUAUGUUGGUGCUACUUGUGUACGUGCCCCACGAGCUCAAGCUCAUGGCCGUCGUCGACGACAAGCUCGUGCUAUGCCUCGGCUGCCUCUUGACCCUCGGGCUUUGGAUUCUCUCGCUCCAGUACGUGGCAGUAUUUCGCACGGGCGGGUACCUCCUUCCCAUGAUGUCGGGCAUCCUCCAGGACGUGUGGAAUUUUGCCACAUUUUUCGCUGUCUUUCAGCUUGGGCUCACUUGUGUGUUUUACCAAUUGUUUCACAACAACCGCGAUGUGUCGGGGUACGAGUCGUUUUUCCAUGCAUUUUGCACGACGUUUUUCGUGCUUUUUGGGCAGUUCAAGAUGGAGACGUGGGAUUCGGACUCGGUGUUGAUGGCGGAUCCUAUCAUCUUUGCUUUCUCGAUCGUGCUUGUCCUCUUCCAUGCCUGUGUUGUGACUGUCAUUUUGAUGAACGUGCUGCUCGCGACGGUCAACAAGACUGUGGACCGCGGCCUAGUCACGUCCAAGGUGGAAGCGCUGUGGAGCUAUGCCGAAUGCAUCCUGCGACUGGAAGUGACUCUCGACCCGGACCAGCAAAAAAUGAUGGCGUUCAUCGAUAUCCCACCGCUGGGCGAGCUUCCCACUUCGUACGACACAAAAGAAGCGACGCCGCUCGUCCCGUCGUCCAUGAUGACGUCGGUGCGCUCCAAUUCGUGGCAAUAUGGCGGGGUGCUCAACCCUGCGUUCAGCGAAAAAGUUUCCAAGGCGGCACUGGGCGCGGAAACCCUCCAGGCAACCAAGGAUGUUGAAGAACACGUCAAGAUCUGGGACGAGUGUGUCAACGACCUGGAAACGUCGACACUGGACGAACUCGAAACUGUGAUGGGGCUCUUACAACGAACGUCGCACUUUACCACGUCGCCGUACCACCAAGAGCUGACGUGCAUGUCGGACGCGAUUCCCAAAGUCAUGCAUGUGUUUAUGGAUGCCAAGAAGAAACGCGCGCCGACGGCCCAAACCAAGACGAACCGCAUCCAACAACUGCACAAAAAGGUCCACCGCGAACUCAUGUUUUUGAAAACCCAGCUGUCGAAACUCCCCCAUCGACCGACGGCCACCAUGUUCUACCAAGUCGUGCAUGGGGUUCGGUUCAACGAGUCCUUGGCCAACUGCAUUGCGGCCAUCCAACGCCACUUUGACGACGUCGUCGACAAAUUGUCGAUGGCCCAAGAGCAGAACGUGUCCGACUUGAGUCUUCAACUCGAGGAAUCUAACCAACAAACGACGACGCAGCUCGAGAGCCAUUCAAGUGCUCUGCGAGAAGUUGACGUCAAGGUUCAAGCGAUCUUGCAAAUCGAUCAGGCCAUGCGAGACCAGCAAGGCGAAACACAGGCGCAGUUGCUGUUGCUGCAGCAACACGUCGCGCAGCAGCAGCAGCUCCUUGAGUCCAUGGCAGAGGCGAUGGCAAGCCUUUCUUCCACGGUGCGUUCGCUGCAGCGACCUCGCUACAGUCGCAGCGCCGCAUCGAGACGACGGCUUCACGUGCCCGUCACCAACGUGUGA
Aphanomyces invadans is the source of this 4413-nucleotide messenger RNA. RefSeq lists its product as hypothetical. Gene Ontology annotation, molecular function: protein binding. The record is from RefSeq and is a predicted model, not a curated record. NCBI's taxonomy places the organism in Eukaryota, Oomycota, Saprolegniomycetes, Saprolegniales, Verrucalvaceae. Bases 1 to 4413 code for a protein of 1470 amino acids. Gene Ontology annotation, cellular component: cytoplasm; nucleus. The transcript is spliced from 18 exons.